Molecule: messenger RNA, 2067 nt
Organism: Acanthisitta chloris (rifleman)
Lineage: Eukaryota; Metazoa; Chordata; Aves; Passeriformes; Acanthisittidae
Gene: DLGAP2
Product: discs, large (Drosophila) homolog-associated protein 2
Exons: 7
Coding region: 130-2067 (645 amino acids)
Biological process (GO): signaling
Cellular component (GO): postsynaptic specialization; glutamatergic synapse
Molecular function (GO): molecular adaptor activity
Source: RefSeq, a predicted model, not a curated record
GAGGGUGGCGAACUGCUCAAGUCGGGCUUCAGUUUUCCAGGGACGCCAGAGGAGGAGCUAGACCAGCAGUACUCAUGGUCGCCUUCUCAGCACUUCAAUGAAGAAAGAUACUCUCCUGCUCCGAGGAAUAUGAAAGGAUUAUCUGGUAGUCGCAAUCAACCACAGUUAUGUUCAGCUCAUACUUGUGGCUUAGCAUCCCCUGAAGAUUGUGAACACACCCUCGACCAUAUCCACCAUGGGCAGGAGCCACGGCAGUCGUAUCUUCUCAGCCCCACGGAGAGUUGCCCACUGGACCACCACCGUUGCUCGCCACGCAGCUCCAUCCAUUCUGAGUGCAUGAUGAUGCCCAUGGUAAUGGGCGAUCACAUGUCAAGUAGCACUUUCCCCAGGAUGCACUACAGCUCACAUUACGACUCCAGAGACGACUGCGCCAUGUCUCACGGGAACCCCAAGAUCAACCGUAUUCCUGCCAACCUUUUGGACCAAUUUGAGAAGCAGCUUCCCCUCCACCGGGACGGGUUUCACACUUUGCAGUACCAGAGGACCUCAACCGCUGCGGAGCAGCGCAGCGAGAGCCCGGGGAGGAUACGGCACCUCGUGCAUUCCGUCCAGAAACUGUUCACCAAGUCUCAUUCUCUGGAAGGAUCAUCCAAGGGCAAUGUCAAUGGAACAAAGGGAGACAGCCGAGGGGACGAUCAUCACCACGGGCACCAUUCCAAGCAUGGCAAAAGGAGUAAAAGUAAGGAGAGAAAGCCAGAAACCAAGCAUAAAUCUGGAAUGAGUAGCUGGUGGAGCUCUGAUGAUAACUUGGACAGCGAUAGCACGUACCGAACCCCUAGUGUGGUCAAUAGGCACCAUGCAGAUCAUAUAUCCCAUUGCUAUCCUGAGGCACUCCAGGGGCACUUUGGGGAUCUCUCAUUGAAGACUUCCAAAAGUAACAAUGAUGUGAAGUGCUCAGCUUGUGAAGGGCUCCCAAUGACCCCAGAUAGUAAAUACAUGAAAAGGAGUUCUUGGUCCACGCUCACAGUAAGUCAGGCUAAAGAAGCUUAUCGCAAAUCAUCCCUGAACUUAGAUAAGCCUCUGGUUCAUCAGGAAAUCAAACCUUCCUUGAGGCCGUGCCAUUACCUUCAGGUUCCUCAGGAUGAAUGGGGAGGAUACCCAGCCGGGGGGAAAGAUGAAGAGAUCCCCUGCAGAAGAAUGAGGAGUGGGAGCUACAUUAAGGCUAUGGGAGAUGAGGAAAGUGGAGACUCUGACACCAGCCCCAAGACAUCGCCAAAACUAACGGUUCGGCCAGAGUCGCUGUUAAAAUCCAUUGGACAGAGACCACUGGGAGACCAUCCAAAUCAGAGCUACCUUCAAACUGCAAGCGACGUGUCUGGGGGUCACAACCUGGAUCCCUCUGCCAACUACAAUUCCCCAAAGUUUCGCUCAAGGAAUCAGAGCUAUAUGAGAGCAGUGAGCACGCUCAGUCAGGCCAGCUGUGUUAGUCAGAUGAGUGAAGCAGAGGUUAAUGGGCAGUUUGAAUCGGUGUGUGAAUCAGUGUUUAGUGAAGUUGAAGCUCAGGCAAUGGAUGCCCUUGACCUCCCUGGAUGUUUCCGAACAAGAAGCCACAGUUACUUGCGUGCCAUUCAGGCAGGCUAUUCCCAGGAUGAUGAAUGUAUUCCUGCGCUGACAUCUUCCAACAUCACCUCAACUAUCAGGUCAACCACAGCUUUAACCUUCAGUUCACAUGUGGCUUCUCCCCCGCCAGUUCCCCCUCGCACCACGUCCAAGCCGCUGAUCUCGGUGACGGCGCAGAGCAGCACGGAGUCCACGCAGGACGCCUACCACGACAGGACACAGAGGAUAUCCCCGUGGCCACAGGACGGGCGAGGCAUGUACAACUCCACCGACAGCCUGGACAGCACCAAGGCCAUGAACCUGGCGCUGGAGACGGCGGCGGCGCAGCGCCACGCGGCCGAGGGCUCCUCCGUACGCACCAGCGACAAGGCCAUCCUCGUCUCCAAGGCAGAGGAGUUCCUCAAGAGUCGCCGCUCCUCCAUAGGGAUCCAGGUAGCCUGUCCCUAA